Messenger RNA from Rhinolophus ferrumequinum (greater horseshoe bat), 1609 nucleotides. RefSeq names its product DIM1 rRNA methyltransferase and ribosome maturation factor (gene DIMT1). The record is from RefSeq and is a predicted model, not a curated record. The transcript is spliced from 12 exons. Gene Ontology annotation, molecular function: rRNA (adenine-N6,N6-)-dimethyltransferase activity. Gene Ontology annotation, cellular component: mitochondrial matrix. Bases 152 to 1093 code for a protein of 313 amino acids. NCBI's taxonomy places the organism in Eukaryota, Metazoa, Chordata, Mammalia, Chiroptera, Rhinolophidae. Gene Ontology annotation, biological process: rRNA methylation.
GGGCGGGGGCGGGGACGGGUCCCGCCCCUCCCCCACGUGGCGCAGAGUGGUGUGGAGGGUGCCGACGGAGAUUCCCACGAGGUGCGGUGACCCGGUAGCCGGCAUUUGUCCUCGCUGACGUCGUGGGCCUGUGGGCCCGCUGCCUGCAGAGAUGCCGAAGAUCAAGUCAGGGACGAGCGGCCGUCGCCGCGAGCGGCUAGCACAGCGCCGGGAGCUGAAGAGCGCCGGAGGACUCAUGUUCAACACGGGGAUUGGGCAGCACAUUUUGAAAAAUCCUCUCAUUGUUAACAGCAUUAUCGAUAAGGCUGCCUUAAGACCAACGGAUGUGGUGCUGGAAGUUGGACCUGGAACUGGCAAUAUGACUGUUAAGUUGCUAGAAAAGGCAAAAAAGGUAAUUGCCUGUGAACUUGACCCAAGGCUAGUAGCUGAACUUCACAAAAGAGUUCAGGGCACGCCUCUGGCCAGCAAACUUCAAGUAAUGGUGGGUGAUGUGUUAAAAACAGAUUUGCCAUUCUUUGAUGCUUGUGUAGCAAAUUUGCCUUAUCAGAUCUCUUCUCCUUUUGUCUUCAAGCUGUUGCUGCACCGACCUUUUUUCAGAUGUGCUAUACUUAUGUUUCAAAGAGAAUUUGCUCUCCGACUGGUUGCAAAACCGGGAGAUAAGUUAUACUGCAGACUCUCAAUUAAUACACAGCUGUUAGCACGUGUGGACCAUCUAAUGAAAGUUGGAAAGAAUAACUUCAGACCACCACCCAAGGUGGAAUCCAGUGUUGUAAGAAUAGAACCUAAGAAUCCACCACCACCUAUCAAUUUUCAGGAAUGGGAUGGCCUAGUAAGGAUCACCUUUGUUAGGAAAAACAAGACACUGUCUGCUGUAUUUAAGUCAAGUGCAGUACAGCAGCUGUUGGAAAAGAACUACAGAAUUCACUGUUCGGUCCAUAAUAUUAUAAUACCAGAAGAUUUCAGCAUAGCAGAUAAAAUACAGCAAAUCCUAACCAGCACAGGUUUUAGUGACAAGCGGUCCCGUUCCAUGGACAUAGACGACUUUAUCAGAUUGCUACAUGGAUUCAAUGCAGAAGGUAUCCAUUUUUCUUAGGUUAUUUGGAAAAUAGGUUUUUCAAGCUCAAGAAAAGAAACUGGAAUUAUGUAUUUUUAAUAAUUUGAGAUGACGUAUGCUUCUCCUCCACUGGGACACCGCUUGGCUAUUUUUUAUUUAAUACUACUGUUGUCACCUCUUAUUACUCUGAAUUGUUAAGGUAGUUAAGUAAGUCGAUUUAAGUACCCAAGUUUUGUUGAUUUGGUUUGCUUUUAUCAUCUAACCUAGGGCAGGGUCCAAUCUGUACGUGACAAUCCGAGUUCAGGAGCCGCAGACACGCACAACUUUACACUUAAAUUUAUCAUUUCUAACAGGCUAUUGUAUAAAGAUGUGACUCUUCUGUUUUCUGUGUUGUGUAUUACUGUGAGGACUUCUUUGGGCCUUCAGCUCUUUAGGCCUUUGUCCCUCAGGUGUAAAAACGUUAAAAUACGCUUAAACUUAGUGACAUAUUCCCCAUACCAUUCCUUCAUGUUACUGAUGUGUAUAGUAAAACAAUUGUUUCUUAAAGUGUUUUAA